AAUAGCUGGUUUCCUUCCAUUUUCCUUGGGCCAUCCCCGUUGUGAACUGAGCUUGUAUAAACAGAGAACAACGACCCAAUCGAAGGCCAAGCAACUCAAGAGAUGAACGCAAUGGGUGCCCUCUCGUGGGCGGCUGACGCGGUGGUGGUGAUCUACUCUCUCACCGUCGCCAUCACUGCGCCGCUGGUCGUCGCGCAGGGCAUCCUCCCGCGCCGCCUCUUCCCGGCGCCGCUCGUGGCGUUCAAGCUGUGGUACGCGGCCAAGUUCGACGACUACCUCACCGCCGAGCCACCGUCUUUCUUCCGCGGGCUUAACUGGCUGGAGCUCAUCUUCCAAUGGCCGCUCAACGUGGCCAACGUCUACGGCAUCCUUGCCGGCUGCCCUUGGGCCGCCACCACAUCCCUGAUGGCCGGCGUCUCCACCCUCACCUCCAUGGCUGCCAUACUUGGAGACAUUCUGGGAUCAGGGAGAGCAACCAAGAAAUUGCUUCUGGUCUAUGUCCCUUAUGUUGCUUUCGCCGUCGUCGCGAUUCUUCGUGGGCUCACCUCAGGCUCAGGGACUCAAGCGGGUUCUCUUGCAUCUUACGCUUGGAAGAAAAUCAUCUAGUACUUAUUUCUUUUGUUAUGUUGUACCCACAACCAUGUAACCAGAGAUGAGUUCGUGACCAUUGCAAUCUUUCUUGUACAAUGGAUUAGAGCAUUAUCAUCUUUCUCUUUACA
Messenger RNA from Triticum aestivum (bread wheat), 719 nucleotides. Its product is annotated as sigma intracellular receptor 2. The coding region runs from base 103 to 606 and encodes 167 amino acids. The transcript is spliced from 2 exons. Lineage: Eukaryota; Viridiplantae; Streptophyta; Magnoliopsida; Poales; Poaceae. The record is from RefSeq and is a predicted model, not a curated record. Gene Ontology annotation, cellular component: endoplasmic reticulum.